AUGAUAGCGCAUUUUCCGUCCCCCGUUCUCUCCGUCGCUGCCGACGUGAUCCAGGGGCUCGAGGGCGAGGACGCCCUGUACAGUUUGUGGGCUUUAUUCACGAAAUGCAAAGAGUCGCUCAAGGACGGGCGUAGGCUCGAAAACAUCUCCUGGCGUCUAUGGUACCGUGAAAUCGCC
This is a messenger RNA of Postia placenta MAD-698-R-SB12, 177 nucleotides long. RefSeq lists its product as hypothetical. Gene Ontology annotation, biological process: mitochondria-nucleus signaling pathway; regulation of nitrogen utilization; negative regulation of transcription by RNA polymerase II. Gene Ontology annotation, cellular component: cytoplasm. The record is from RefSeq and is a predicted model, not a curated record. NCBI's taxonomy places the organism in Eukaryota, Fungi, Basidiomycota, Agaricomycetes, Polyporales, Adustoporiaceae. The transcript has 2 exons. The annotation marks the transcript as partial.